This is a messenger RNA of Exophiala xenobiotica, 2230 nucleotides long. RefSeq lists its product as uncharacterized. Gene Ontology annotation, molecular function: transmembrane transporter activity. Gene Ontology annotation, biological process: transmembrane transport. The transcript has a single exon. Bases 417 to 2138 code for a protein of 573 amino acids. NCBI's taxonomy places the organism in Eukaryota, Fungi, Ascomycota, Eurotiomycetes, Chaetothyriales, Herpotrichiellaceae. The record is from RefSeq and is a predicted model, not a curated record.
AAAAAAAGAAGUCUACAGUACUCCGUACAAGUGAGUAACAUUGACUCUCAUCACUGCCCGGUGGCUACAGUAUGGCGGCGCUCGACUCUUCUUCUUCUUCUCGGAUACCUUAGCAUUUCCUUCUCAGACAAGUUACGCUGCUUGGUAAUUUUGUUCCGCGUGUCCAGCCUUGCAUUGCAUAAUUCCUUCGAAGACUUCAACUCCAACUCUCCGUUUGCGCUCGGCAUAGAAUAUUUUUACAUGUACAACCCUCGUACCGCUACAGCUACAACUACAUCUACAGCUACAGCUACCGCUCAGCCUGAGUCCAGGACAGUCUCUUCACAUAACCAACAGCAACAAAAACAAACAAUGUCUUGAAAGAACACCAUUCACAAGAAUAUUCUCCGUAUAUAAAUAAAGUCACAGCAAAAAGAAUGGCUUCCCCAGAUGCCAUUGAGCGAGGGAUAUCCCGCUCGUCAUCGUCACGCCUGGCCCACGAGAGAGAGAAAAUCGAGAUUGAAAGCAUAGCAUCCAACGAAGAACCCAUACCCGCACUAGAACCUCCACCUCGCCAUCCUCAUCAUGGCCACGACGCCGACGCAUACACAUCGGGAAACUUCAAGUACGAAUACCUCACCUUCGACACCGACGUCUCGUUACCGGGCCUCGACCUGCACAAAUACCAGUCGGCACUAUCGUGGACACCGAUACACAAAACGAUAAUUCUCGUCCUGUGCUGCUUGUGCACCUUCUUCGCCGCCUACAGCGCGGGGUCUUACUCGAUCGCCGCGACGCCCCAGCGGCAGAAAUGGAACUUGAGCGCUGUGGCAUUCAACACCGGCGUGACAGCUUGGGCCAUCGGCUUCGCCUUGUCGCCCAUGUUCCUGGCCCCCUUCUCCGAGAUCAACGGCCGACGGCCCGUCUUCCUCGCGUCCGCCGUGAUCUUCCUCGCCGGGCUGAUCGCGUGCGCCACGACCCCGUCCUUCGCCGGCAUGCUCGUCGCGCGCUUCUUCGUCGGCGCCGGCGCGAGCACGUUCUCGACCAUGAUCGGCGGCGUCCUGUCCGACAUGUACACGAACGAGGACCGUAACACGCCCAUGAGUAUCUACUCUGGCUUCGCGCUGGCCGGCACCGGCGUUGGCCCGCUAUGUUCGGGCUUCAUCGUUGGCCGUGCGAGUUACCGCUGGGUGUACUACCACCAGGUCAUAGGCGUCGGCUGUCUGUUGGUCGUGGUGUACUUCUUCUUCGAAGAGACUCGGGGCUCCGUAUUGUUGAGUCGCAAGGCUCGUGUCAUCAACGAGUACCUUGAGAAGACCGACCUCGAACACGAACACGACCCCCAAAAGUUCACAACUCCCAACGACACUCCUGAGGACCCGGAGAAACCAUCCCUCGGCGUAGUCCCAACAAGGUUGCGCUACAAAGUCGCGGCCGACGAAUCGCGGUCGUCGUUGGCGCACAUGCUGUAUCUGUCACUCACCAUCCCCUUCAAGCUCCUGUUCACCGAACCCGUCGUGUUCUUUUUCUCGUUGUGGACCGCCUUCGCCUGGGCGCUGCUGUACAUGACAUUCUCCGUCAUCCCGCUCGUGUUCAGCACUCGACACGGCUUCGACACCGAACAGUCCGGCGCCGUGUUCGCGUCCAUCGCGAUCGGCUCGAUCCUGGCGACGGUUGUGUGUGUGUUCCAGGAACGCAUUGCGAAACAGUACUGGCCGAAACUCACCACGUCCCCCGAGGGCCGGCUGUAUUUUGCCUGUCUCGAGGCCGCGCUGCUGCCGAUCGGGCUCUUUUGGUUCGGAUGGACCACGUUCUCGAGCGUGCACUGGAUCUCGCCCGUGCUGGCGUUGGGUUGCGCCCAGAUGGGCAUCUUCGUCAUCUAUCUCGCCGUGUUCAAUUACCUGGCCGACGUGUACCAUCGGUACGCGUCGAGUGCGUUGGCCGCGCAGGGGUUUGCGCGGAAUGUCUUCGCCGCCGUCUUUCCACUGUUCACGAAUCAGAUGUUCCGACAGCUGGGCUAUCCCGGCGCGAGUAGUUUGUUGGGCGGGAUCGCCGCGCUGUUGACCCUCGUGCCGUGGGUGUUGUUGUUCAAUGGCGAGAAGAUCCGCGCGAGGAGCAAGAUCGCCAGGCAGAUCAUGUCGACUGAGCAUCAUCGUUAAAGGCAUGGAGAUGCCUAUCACGGCCUAUCACGGCCUGUAUCGUAUAUAGUAUACAGUAUAUAGUUAAUCCCUAUUGUGAGAUUCUUAGAGGC